AUGAGUUAUUCUGCAAUAUUUACAAAGAGUUUCCAAUAAGCUCACAACAAGGAUACAAGAAAAUUUAUUACAGGUUAAGUUAUUGAAAUGGAAAAACAACCGAAGCCGCAUGGAAAAUUAUUGCCUAGAUAAGUUCGACUUGAUGAACAAAAUAUGGUGCAGACUAAAAAUAAUAAAUCCAUAAAUUACCCAACUGGGUUUUUUUUGAUCACUAAAUAAGAAUUUGAUAUAUUACCUGAAAAUCAAAAAGCUUUUUUUAGAUGGACAAGCAAUUAGAACAAAAUAGUUAGAGUAUUAUUUGAUCGACAUAAUAAUGGGUAGAAUAAUGGAUAAAUACAAUAAUUUUAAAAACCAACUGCUGUUUAUUUUGAAACUCUUGAUAUGGGGUUGAGAUUUGUAGAAUUUUUGAAGUUCAAAAAUUAACAGAAACUUAAUCACUCCAAAGAUUUGCUCAAUAAAAUCAUGAAAGUGUGGUAUAAAAAAUCAGGUUUAGUUAUCAUCUCAAGACAAGUUGAAAAAAUACAUAAUGAGGCAUCUAAAAUUGAAUAAAAAAAACUAAAAGAUUAAAAUCAAUAUAUCUAAGAAUUUGAUGAAUUGCAGGAUUAUGAUAAAACAAAAUAUGAAUAAACAUUGAAGAUUCUAUACAAAAUGGCUGAAUAGGAGAAAAUUCAUUAGGAGUCAAUCUUGAAGCAAUAAAAGCUUUUGAAGUUGCAAGAACAAGAGAAAUUUAUAAAGUAAAAAGAGCUUUCAGCAGCCAGGGAAUUACUGAACCAUUGGAAGCAGAUUGCUGAUAAAAUAUUAAAAUAGAAGGAAGAUUUAGAAGAAGAAGAAUAAAGAAAAUUAGAAGAAGAGGAAAGGAAAUUGUAAUAAGAGAUUGAAGAUAUUGAAAAUGAAUAAUAAAGGAUCUCUCAAAUAUAGUAGUAGUCACAUAUACAACAAUAAUAACAAUAAUAAUAACAACAACAGUUACCUUAACACAAAGAUUUACAUCUUACAAAUUUUAAAUUAAUUAUAGGAUAACAUCUUAAGUUAUAUAAUCCAAUCUUAUAUAUUCAAUUUAAAGCUUCAGAUUAAAAAGGUCAUGGUAGAAUAGAAUUUGACAAAGGCUAAUUGAUCAAUUUUAUGUAAUUAGAUAUGAAGGGAUGGACAACUGAUUUAUAGGUUACUUUAUCGGGAUUUUAGAAUUAGGAUGUCUUAGAAAUUGUGAUUUAUGAUGACUAUCAAGAAGUGAAUGAGAAAAUCCUUGCAAGAACCUAAGAAUAAUAAAAUAAUAUCUAGGCUUUUUUGGCUGCUGCAAAGAAGGUUAUGCAAGGUAAAAUACACUUACUUGAAUUUGAGAAAAACUUAAAUAAUAAUCGAAGACAUUUUACGGGUUUAGAUGUGUCAGCCAAUCUAUAAUAAAAUGCAACAGGAAAUGAAUUAUUGAAUGUCCCUCUGUUAUAAAUAGACAUCCAUGAAGACUCUCCAUUUUAGAUUUAGAAUUCUACUGUUAAUCCAUUUUAUUUAGAUAUUAUAGAAAUGCCUUUUACAGCCUAAGAGUUGAAGAAUUUUGUUAAACAAUUGAAAACUCCUUGCAAUAGUUUGUAAGAGAAGUGGAAUUCCUUUAAGAUUGAAUCUUUGGAGAAUGCUCUUCAAACUAGAGGAUAAAUAUGGGUUAAUAGUAAAUAGUCAGAUGAUGAUUUGAUUGAAAUUCAGGAGUACAUCGUAGAAGAAUUAGGAACAGGGGAAAAAAAAAAUAAAUCUGCCUUAUUGGCUGAAUACUUGUAACUCAACCCAAUUCAAAAUAAAUAGUGUUUUGUUAAAAAUAAAAUAAUUGAUGCCUGUAAGAAAGGGUUUACUUAACAAUCUAGGAUUGAUUUAAUUCCUAUUUUCUUACAAUUUAACACAAAAGUAUAAAAAUAUGCAUAAGAUUUUGGAUUGGAAUGGAAUGAAAACGAAAACAUUUUAGAAAAAUAUUAUCAAAUGAAAAUUAUAGAUUAAGAUAUCAAAGAACUGAAUCGUAAUAAAAUGUAGAACUAUGUCAACAGUUUAUAAUUUAAACAGACGACUGUUUGGACAGAUCAAUAUAUAAAAAAGAUGCAGUAAUGGAAAAAUGAUAUUCCAUAUCUCUUGGAUUAUUUUGAAUUGUGGAAUCAUACAAAAAAUAAAAUGAUUUUGACUAUAAGACUGUUUUAACUUUUAUCUUAAAGGAUGCAACCUUGUGAUGAUUAUGUAUUUAAAGUAAUUCAAUGUUUGGAUUACAAAUUGAUGAUUCCUAAGAUUUAACAUGAUUAAAUUGAUGUUGAAUGGUUGAGAACCCAUUUGAAUAAUCUAUUCAGUGAUUUCUUUUAUUUUGAUAUAUGGUUAAGAGUAUUUGAUUACAUAAUUGGAAUUGGUUUUGUCAAUGGAGAUUUGAGUAAAGCAAUAGCUAGUGUAAUUGGUGGAAUUCUAACUGAAGUGGACUAUAAAUAAUAUCGAACCAAAGAAGAAUUCAUCACAGGAUUGACCAUUUAUGGUAAGUUAUUAUGUGAUCCUGAGAAAUUGAUAAUGGCAUGUUAUGACUCCUAUAAUCAACAAGAAUUUGUAUAUCUAAAUAAUGAUGAGUAAAUUUUUGAAAUUUUGACUUCAAAUGGUAACCCUUUGGAGUAAAUUUGCAAUGAGUAGAUUUAACAAUAAAAACCACAUUAAUAAAGCUUUAUAAUUGAUGUUCCUGAAGAACACGAAGGCUCCAUUUAUGAGAUCCAAGAAUAAUAGUAGUAAUCAGCAAGUUUACCAAGAAACUAAUCGAAGUUUCUGUUCAAAUAACAGAUUUAGAAAAUCCAUAUUUUGAUUCAUUCUUUGCAUUUACACCAAAUAACAUUUCAUGAAUAAAAUGUGGUUACAAUUUAGAACCAAAGAAAAAGUGAAUAAGAUGGAUUAUAUUUUGAAUUGCCAUUUGCUUCGUCUAUUUUGGAAAUUUAAAUAAACGACAAUUUUAAAGGAUAAAUUGACUUAGGCUACUAUAUGAUAAACACCAUUUACAAGAACUCAUUGAUCUUAAACGACAAUUAUGAUAUGCAAAGACACUAUCAAAUAUCUGAAUUGGAAUAUUCCAUUCUACUUGUUGGAGAAGGAUUGCCAUAUGAAAGAGUGAUUAGCAAGGAUACUGCUAUAAGUAAUUUUAAUGACCUUGCAUCACAAUUCAAGGUUUAACAUAACUUCUUAGCACAUCCAGAUGCUUUUAAGAGAGGGAAUUCUUUAUCUUAGACAGAAUUUAGAUAAUUGAUGAUGCAAUAUUUUAAAUUAAAUCCUGCAUCAUGUAAUUUGGAUGAAUUAUAUCAAAAGUUCCUAUUGGCUGGUAAUUAAUAAAUUUAUUUGAUUGAUAUUUUAUUGAAGUUAACCUAAGAUAAACAAAAAUAAUAAGAAGUAUUGAAUCUGUUCAUUCCAAAUGAAAAGGUAAGUCAUAAAUAGAUGAGGAGAGAAAAAUUAGAAAGCGGAGAUGUUAGAUUUUUAAAAGUUUUGAUUUCUGAUGAGAAUUACGAAUAAAGUGUUGAUUUAACAGAUUAUUUCAAUAAUUUGUUGAUAAACCAUUAUCUCAAGUACAACUCAUAUGAUAUCUUGUUUGUUGAUCAGAAUAACAGAUUAUACUUAUUAGACAAUGCAGGAUCGUUUUUAUAAUAGCUACGAACAUGUAAUGAUAUUGUAUAUUUCUAGAAACUUUGA
Paramecium tetraurelia is the source of this 3681-nucleotide messenger RNA. RefSeq lists its product as uncharacterized. The record is from RefSeq and is a predicted model, not a curated record. Lineage: Eukaryota; Ciliophora; Oligohymenophorea; Peniculida; Parameciidae. The transcript is spliced from 2 exons.